AUGGGUGUCGAUUCUGCCAUCGACGUAGACGCAGCACUAGAGCCCAUACCGCCCAAUAAUGUGCCUGAUAGCGAGGUCAUUAUCGAGGCUGACAAUCAGAACGAGGAUGAAAGAGAAGAAUCGCACACUUUGUUUCGACUUACGUUUGGCGAUAGACUUGGUACUGCCCCACCAAGUGAUCCAGGGAGUAACGUCGGCAGAGUUUUGGAUGUAGGCACAGGGAGUGGGAUAUGGGCUAUUGACUAUGGUGAUGAACAUCCUCAAUCUGAGGUCAGAGAUUACAUGAAUGUUCGAGGCAUCGAUCUCUCAGCUGCACAACCAACUUUUACGCCAAAAAAUGUGAAAUUUCUUAUCGACGACCUCGAAGAGCCGUGGACCUACUCACGACCUUUCGACUACAUACAUAGCCGAAUGAUGAACUCCUCGAUCAGGGACUGGCGAGAAUACAUAAGAAACUGCUAUGACAACCUCAAUCCCGGUGGAUAUCUGGAGUUAAAUGAGAUUGAUGUCAAGCCACUCUCUGAUGACGGCACCUUGAAACCGGAGCAUUCCAUCUCUCGAACCGUCGAGAUGCUCCAAGAGGCUUCAGAGCUAUUUGGACGCCCGUACCAAGAUCCCAGGGCAUUGAAAUCGGUUCUCAUGGAGACGGGUUUCACUGGUGUGACGAUGCAACACUUCAAGUGGCCCACCAACUCUUGGCCGAAGGAACCCCGGCACAAAGAGCUUGGGGUUUGGAAUAACGAGAAUCUCACACAGGGAUGGGAGGCGAUCUGUAUGGCGCCGCUCACGAGGGCGCUCCGUUGGACCAAGAACGAGGUCUUGGUAUUAAUGGCCGAGAACCGCAGAGACUUCUGCGACCGAAACAUUCAUGCGUACUUUUCUAUAUGGUCGAUUUAUGGACGAAAGCCAAUAGACACAGACAUGGGUGGCACCGAGGAACGUAACGAGUAA
Molecule: messenger RNA, 951 nt
Organism: Colletotrichum paranaense
Lineage: Eukaryota; Fungi; Ascomycota; Sordariomycetes; Glomerellales; Glomerellaceae
Product: TAM domain methyltransferase
Exons: 7
Coding region: 1-951 (316 amino acids)
Molecular function (GO): methyltransferase activity
Source: RefSeq, a predicted model, not a curated record